AUGUCCACCUAUCACUUGGCCCAAGUCAUCUAUGGCCAAACACAAAACCAGAAAUGUGUUUUAACCGGGAUUCGUUUUGAUAACGUCUCGAAAACGGAGAAAGAUGCGUUGAUAAAGGAAACUGGCGAGCUUUACAACUCUAGAAACCUGAAUGAACUAAUUGUAAAGUCUCAUAUGGCUGGAAGGCACAUGCAAGUAUGUUUUUUUGUACAUUUUUUUCAUAUUCAGGCUGUUCUUUUGAGGUAAAAUGAUCUUUUCAAAUUGUUUUAGGACGUUGGUUUGAUGGAGAGAUGUGCUACGCUAAUUGAAAAGACUCCAGGCCUAACGAACGGUUAUAAUGUCAGAUUUAUUGUCAAAGAGCCUAAGAAGGUGGUAGCUGGUGUGAAAAUGGGUGUAACUUCAACAGGAACUGUGGAUGGAAGUCUAACGGCAUCUAAAGGGGUAAGUUAAUAUUAUUUUUUCUUUUUUUAUGUUUAGAGCCAACUUUAACUUUCUUCAUUGGUAUUAUUAUCACGAUAAGAGCCUUUACAAAGUAAAAGAAUUAAAAUCAAUUAAAUUGUUAAUUGAUAAAUAUAAUAUAAGUUGCUUUAGAGCUUGUUGGGUCGAGGAGAAACGGCUGAUGUAUCAUAUUCGUCGACAAUAAAGGGCUCUCAUACUUUCACCUUAAAUUUUAUCAAACCGUGGUUAGGAUGGCAAGUUUACAAGAAUUCUGGAGUUUCGUUACGUCGAGUAUUAGAAAGUUUACCUUGGAAUCAGAGCAAUUUGACUGAGAACGCGUUAGUUUUGCAACAUGGGCAGGCUUUGAUGAACAAAAAGUUGUAUCACUUGCUCAAGCUUAACUUUGUAAGCUUUGCAUGGUUUUUUGAGAGGGAUAAAAUAACUGUAGAGAUUUUAUAUUGUAUUUUUUUAACUUUAGUUGUAGAAGUUCAGAAUCCUUGUUUAACUCAAUUUAUACUUUUUUUAGGCCUGGAGAACACUGUUACCGACGGAAAAAUCAGCAUUUUCAAUAAGAGAACAUGCGGGACAUACGACCAAGAUCUCAGUAGAAAACGUAUUGCAAUUUGAUAACCGUGACAGACCGAUACUGCCGAGUACGGGUGCUACAGUACGAUUGAUGAACGAAAUUGCAUCAUUUUUGGGAGAUUCUAGCUUUUUCCGAAGCGAAUUGUUAUUACAGGUAGGUAUUGGUGUUUGGGCGGUGAAUGCGGCAAUGUGGAGGGUGUGGUGAAUUUAUUUGCUAAAAAAUUGAAAUUUAAAAAAAAAUGGAGUUUCAAAGAAUCUUGAGAAAUAGGGCGCAGAAUUAAAUGAACGACAAAAUAAUUAUUUAAAUUAACUUAUAGGCAGCAACUAAGCUUCCACUAGGCUGUUUCUUAUCAGGAUCGAUAAACCUUCAAGCAGUGCAGAAUAUUGGCAACAGGACACUUCAUGUUCUGGAUAGGGUCUACUUAGGAGGUUCACAAGAUGUUCGAGGCUUUGAAAUCAACUCAAUCGGUCCAAGGUCGGACAAUUCGGUGUUGGGUGGCACUGCUGCAGCUGCUUUUGGAGCUCAUCUUUUCUUGCCAUUGUAUCCAAAAGAUGUGGUAAGAUCAAUUUUUACGAUUUUUAGGGGCGGGAGGAGGGGAGGGGAAGGAAAUGACUAUUUUUUGAUUUGUAAAGAAAUUUCUUGCCAUUUUUUGCUUUGUAACGAAAAUUCUUGCCAUUUUUUGUUUUGUAAAGAAAGUUCUUGCAAUUUUUAAAAAUAACUCAAAAAUUUUCAGUUCUACGCCCACGCCUUCACCACCGGAGGUACAGUAGCAGCAGUACGGUCGCGAGAAUGGAUAUCGGAUAUGAGUGAGACGAUGCGAGUGACAGCCGGUUUGGGUAUCACCGCCGUACUGAAGAACGUUAUUCGAUUUGAGUUGUCAUACGUAGUACCAUUGGCACAUGUCGGCGGAGAUCGUUGCGAAUCUGGCGUCUAUUUCGGUGCAGGCACCAGUUUCCUUUAG
This is a messenger RNA of Bursaphelenchus okinawaensis, 1985 nucleotides long. The record is from the annotation of a GenBank genome assembly. NCBI's taxonomy places the organism in Eukaryota, Metazoa, Nematoda, Chromadorea, Rhabditida, Aphelenchoididae.